GAGAGAGAGAGAGAGAGAGAGAGAGGGGAGAUACCUAGUUUAAGUACCCCGCGAUUUUGCGAUCUGGGUUUUCAGUAUUGUCUGGGGUGCAUUCUUGAAACUUGGGGCUUUUUUUUAUUGCCUGAGGGGAGGGGAUUGCAUGAAUCUUUUUUCUUUCUUCUUCUUCUUUUGUUGUACUGGCCUUGGAGCCUGACAGGGAACGCUUGUUGCGUCUGCAUCGUCCGAUAUCCGACACCAAACUACCUGAGCGGGCAGGGAAAGUGGUGGGAUAAUUUCUCUUUGAUUCACUACAACGAACGAACGAACGACGACGACGACGACGACGGGGAAUUCACGACGAACGAGCGAACGAAGGAACGAAUUGAUUUAGGUAGCCCCGCUGCUGACGACGGUGAAUAUUGGGAGCGAUUGUUCACCUACUGCUUGCUUGCUCGGAGCCCCAACCCGCAAAACCGAGGCUCCAACAACCUCAAGGAUAGCUCUGUUUGCUGCGUCUUUUCCCCGCCAGGUGCGAGAGAAAUACGGACGAAUUGCGAGGACGUAUCUACCCCUCCAAUAAAAUCCAUUUAUUUCAGUCCCAUCGCCCAGUAUCGAGACCCCGCGGAGGAUUGAGGGCGCGGGGAUAUGACCAUCAGGGUACCGACGCCCUUCUCUUACCUCUUACCGCCGGUUCCUGCUGCUGCUGGUGGAGGAGGAAUACCACACAACGACAACUAUUACAAUUGAGGAAAAGGGCACAAGGAGGGUUUGGGAGAGUGACAGCACCAGCCAGGCAUGGCACCACCACCACCACCACCGCCGCCGAUAGGAACCUCUGGUUCGGACAGGGCGGCGGCGGCAUAUCAUCAAGGCGGUGGGAAUGGGGGGAAGCUACAGCAACAGCAACAACAGCAGGCGGUGGUGGGCAGCAGCAAGACACCGGGGACGCCGAGGAGGGAGCAGAGUUAUCGGUUGGAGAAGCCGGUGCAGGAUCCGGGGUUGAAGGAUUAUAGACUAGGAGACUGCAUCGGAAAGGGAGCUUUCGGAUCUGUCUACAAGGCCUUUAAUUGGGGGACCGGGGAGGCGGUGGCUGUUAAGCAGAUCAAGCUGGUGGAUGUGCCGAAGAGUGAGCUGCGUAUGGUUGAGGUUGAAAUCGAUUUGUUGAAGAAUCUCAAUCAUCCGAAUAUCGUCAAGUAUGUCGGGUUUGUCAAGACGGCCGAGUGCUUGAAUAUCAUCCUUGAGUACUGCGAAAAUGGAUCACUGCAUUCGAUUUGCAAGGCGUACGGAAAGUUUCCCGAGAACUUGGUGGGCGUGUACAUGGCUCAGGUCCUACAGGGCUUGCAGUAUCUGCACGACCAGGGUGUGAUUCACAGGGACAUCAAGGGGGCGAAUAUACUGACGACCAAGGAUGGGACGGUCAAGCUGGCCGACUUUGGCGUUUCGACGAGCCAGUUCAUGACGGGGAACGACAAGGAGGCUCAGGUGGUGGGGACCCCGUACUGGAUGGCGCCAGAGAUUAUUCAGCUGUCGGGUGCGACGUCGGCGAGCGAUAUCUGGAGCGUCGGGUGUACGGUUAUUGAGCUGCUGCAGGGGAAGCCGCCGUAUCAUAACUUGGCGGCUAUGCCGGCGCUGUUUGCCAUUGUUAAUGAUGAUCACCCUCCUUUGCCUGAGGGGGUGUCUCCGGUUGCGAGGGACUUUCUUAUGGCUUGUUUUCAGAAAGAUCCGAAUCUGAGGGUUACGGCGAAGAAGCUGAUGAAGCACCCGUGGAUUAUUGGGUGCAGGAGGACGGACGCUCCGGUGUCGAGACCACCUGCCAACUUCAACCAGGCGGUUGAGGAGGUUAAGCAGUGGAAUAAGGCUCUCAGGUCUUCGGAGCACAACAUGAGAGUCUCGAUUGGGUCUGAUCAGAGCAACGGCCCGAUCAGCCAGCGGCCGAACCUGGCUACGAACAUCAGGGGCCCCUUGACGCUGGUGACGAAGCAGAGACCUACUCCCGAUGCGUUCAGAUCACCAGAGGUACCCGACGACGACAACUGGGACAACGACUUUGCGUCUGCUAUCUCGCCCACGGCUCUUCACCUCCCGCAUAUCAAGGGGCAGGAUAACUUUGGGGGGUUGUUGUCCAGCGACCGGCUCAAGGCGUUUGCUUCUAUUGACAGCCACCAGGACUCGGAAAACUGGGAUGAUAACUUUGAGGGGGAGCUGCUGACGAUCAAAGGGCCAAAGCACUGGUCUGAGAGCUUUGAUGCGCAGGAGCAGACGAUACGGCCACGGCCGAAGAAGAGCAGUGACCGGUUGAGUGAGAAGCAUAGGAGGCAGAGGAGCAGGGAUAGCAGGGUGUCAAAGUCACCGACGAAGCAGCAGUUGUUGGGGAACAACGGCAAGUUUGAGCUACCGCCGAGGCCAGAUUUGCUGUAUCGGGAGCAGUCGGGGGACAAUGAUUAUUCGGAUUUGUUUGCGGAUAACGAGGGGGUUUUUGACAGGAGAUUGGGGGUUGUCAAGGAAGCUCCACAGCUGUUCCACCCCUCGGAUCUCACCAGUCCUCCACCGAGAUCGGCCACUCAACACCAGCAACCUCCCUUGGGGGCUAGCAUAAGGAGACCUAACUCCUCGAGACCGCCAGCAACGACGGGGUCGUCGUUACAGCCGCCUGAACCGCCUGUUCGAAGGACGAGAUCGCAAGUGGAGAUUACAAAGUUUGCCGAGGACGAGCAGGACGAGGAUUUCUCGGAUAUAUUUGGCGUUGUCCCGGGGACUGACAACGCGACGUCUUUCUUGAAGAACGAGGCGACGGCUGAAGAAAGUGAUAGGGGGAGUGAAGAUGGUCAGCAGCAGCAGCAGCAGCUGGUGCUGAGUAAGCUGUCGAAUAGCAGCUGGCUUGGGGACGACGACGGGGACGAGGACGAUCCGUUUGCCAUGAUGGAGGAGCCGGGGUGGAUGGACGAGAUGGAUUUGGCGGCGAAUAUUGCGAGAGAUCGACAUGCUAGGAUGGCGGAGAAGGUGGAGAGUUUGGUGAAGAGUUUGUCCAAGAUGAGGCAGGUGGAGGAUGAGGAGGUGUUGGGGGAGCUGGCCGAGGAUUUGCUGGCGUAUUUGUGGGAGGGGGGGGAGGAGGUGAAGGGGCUGAUCAUGGGGGCGCAUGGGCUGCUGCCGAUAUUGGAGAUUUUGGAGGGGUGUGGGGUUAAGAGUCGGGGGGGCAUGGUGUUGGGGUUGUUGAGGAUUGUUAAUGCGAUUAUCCUUGAUGAUGUGGAGUUGCAAGAGAACUUGUGCUUCGUCGGUGGGAUACCGAUCGUCACCAAGUUUGCCGCCAGACAGUACUCGAAUGAGAUUCGGCUCGAGGCUGCGGCGUUUGUGAGGCAGAUGUAUCAGACUUCUACCCUGACAUUGCAAAUGUUUGUCAGCGCGGGCGGGUUGAAUGUCUUGGUGGAGUUUCUGGAUGAGGACUAUGAGACGAGUCAGGAUCUGGUGCUGAUUGGGGUGAAUGGGAUAUGGAAUGUGUUUGAGCUGCAGGGGCCGACGCCGAAGAAUGAUUUCUGCCGGAUUUUCAGCAGGAGCAAGAUUUUGGAUCCGCUGGCGGCGAUAUUGCACAAGGUGCUGGACGAGGAGCGGGGGGAUGAGCUGAGCGAGUUGGUGGAGGGGAGGAUUGUGGGGAUUUUUUAUCUGUUCUCCCAGGCGGAGGCGUAUGUGAAGGAGGUUGUGGCUGAGAGGCAGGUUUUAAAGACGGUCCUCAAGGAUCUGAGACGGAUGACACCUGCUCAUCAGAUCACGAUGCUCAAGUUCAUCAAGAACAUGUCGCAGUGCUCAGCGGUUUUGGAUGCACUUCACUCGGCCGAUGCGAUUGAUUUCUUGAUCGAUGUGCUGAGUCUCUCGAUGAAGAAGGGACAGAAGCACUUCCGCGAGAUCUCGAACCAAGUCCUCAACACCAUGUUCAAUCUUUGUCGACUAAGCAAAGAACGCCAAGAAUAUGCCGCCAGCAAUGGGAUUAUUCCGCUACUCCUCAAAAUCAUGAAGACGGACCGCCCACCAAAGGAGUUUGUCCUGCCUAUUCUCUGCGAUAUGGCACAUUCCGGCAGCAAAGGGAGGAGGUAUCUCUGGCAGAAUCACGGAUUGGAGUUUUACGUUACCCUGCUGGCUGAUCAGUACUGGCAAGUCACUGCGCUGGAUGCGAUCCAUGUCUGGCUGCAGGAGGAGACGGCCAAGGUGGAGAGCCACUUGAUGGAUGGGAUGUUUAUGACGGCUAUUGUGAGCUGUUUUAACCCUGCCAAGGCGAAUGCUUUUGAUCCGAACCUUUUGGAGCCGUUGCUCAAAGUCUUGAGGCUGAGUCCUGCCGUGGCGGCGAGUCUGGCCAAGGCGGAGAUGUACGCCGGGAUUGCCCAGAAGCUGGGGCAUAAGAAGGCGGUGGUGAGGUUGAAUUUGCUGAGGCUGGUGAGGAAUAUUAUGGAUGGGUGCGAGGCGCAUAAUUUGAGUAUGUCGUCCAACAACUCGUCCAACACGGGGAAGCACUUGAGGGCGUUGUUUGAUGAUAUUCAGGGGUUGGCGGAUAAGGACCCGGCGGUGCUGGUUAGGAAUUUGGCUGGGGAGCUGGUGAGGGCUCACUUUGGCAAUGACCUGCAGCAUGAGGCGCUGGCGUUGAGUGGGUUGGGGUUGGGGAACAGUGUUCAGGGGUCGAUGGGGGGGUCGGUAGGAGGAGCGGGGGUGGGUGCGGGGAGGAGCAGGAGUGGGCCGAGGAGGAAUACCAGUUAUACGCCGCCUGGGGGCUUGCACUUGAGCGGUGGUGGUGGUGGGCCGCAUACACCGACGGGGCAUCGGGCUAGCCAGUCGAGCUCGAGUGCGGCGGCUUACAUCGAGGUUGCGAAUAGUACGCCGAAGAGGACGGCGGUGGGGUUGGCGCAGGAUAGGGAGGCGGCGUUGUUUCGGCCGAGGAGUAGAGAAGGGGCCGUGGUGGCGACGAGCAUACCUAGGAGGGUGAGCCAAGAUGCCACGGCGGCCGGGUUGGCGAUGAGUCCGUCUUCUGGGUCGGGGGUGAAGAGUCGGUUGCCGAGGACGAGCCAUUCGCAUUUUACACGGCCGAGCUUGUCGACUGCGGCGUCGAUGCCUAUUACCGCUACGAGGGCAGAGAGGAGUGAUUCUUCUCUUAGCAGUCGGGAGCACGUCAUGGGCCGGUUACGAUCUGGAUCGUCGAUCUCCAUCACGGGAGCGUCGCAGUACUCUGCCAGCCCGACAAGCUCUAGCUUUUUAUCAGCAGCGGGUUUCAAUCUUGUGAACCCGAGCAGUUCCAAUAGACCGAGCAGUAGCUCUGCCGCGUUUGGGCACCAAGCCAGAAGGGAUAGUCACUCCCAAAGCCGGAGUUAUUUUAGCCAGAGUGCCCGGCAAGACAGCAGCAGCAGUGAGAGGUUCAGCCAGUCUGCGAGGCAGGACGGUGCUGAUAGGUUAGGGGAGAGGCUGGAAAGGAUAGAGAGGGAGCGGGAUGCCAGUGGGGGGAGCGGAUCGACUAGUUUGUCUACUGGGAGCAGCGGGACGACGGCUACGACGGCCACGUCUGGACAGAGCGGGAAUAAAGUCAGGAGGGCGAGGGCGCCGAGUUCGAUUUCGAGGAUGGAGUCGGUUUCGGAUGUGAACCUGCCGGCUGGGGGACGGGAUGGGGGGGACAAUAAGGGGAGGUGGCCUUAGAAAGGUGACUCGCCGAUGAAGAAGAGGGUGUAUCAUGAGGUGGUGGAUGAUGGGAGGGCUGGAGGGAGCGGGCUGAGUCCGUCGCCUGCUAAGACUGCUGCUGGUGGUGGUGGUGGUUGUGCAGGUGGAAGAAGUCAACACCAGCUGUUGCAGCAGAGGCUGCAUCACCAGCAGUAUCUGUUGCAUCAGAGGCAGAGGGGGAGGAUCCCGGAUCCUGGGACGCCCGGGGUUGGUGUUGGUGGGAGUGGUGGGAGUAUGCUGCCGCCGGCACCACCCCCGUCACCUGUUACGCCUGAUACGGGGUCUGUGGUGGAGGGGGGAGGGGCCAGCACGGUUAUUAUCCAUCGGACGGGUGCUGCUCCUGGUGAUGGGGAGGAGGGGAUGGAGACGGUGGUGGUUCAUAGUCCUGUUGCUGCUGCUGCUCCUGCUCCUGCUCCGGUCUUAACUCCUGUAACGGCACCAACUCCUGCUAUUAGGCCCGCGCAUGUUUCUCUGGAGCCAGCUACUCCCUCACGACCUACCAGUCCUACUCGACCCACCAUUCCUGCUCCUAUCCCAGCAACCCCUAGCCCAGCUACUCCCGCCACGCCAGCCAGCGCGGGAAGGUAUACGUCACGAAUCAGCGCCAUGCUGAGUAGUAGUCCACAAAGGGAACACCGACAGGGAGUCUUGGGCCUGUUGCAGUUACAAGAACGACCCAGGAGGGGAAUGCGGGUUGCCGGAUUGAAGGCGGUGUCUGAAGCUAGGGAGAACAUCCUGCCUGGUAUGAAUGAGUAAAGGGGAAGGAUAACGGUGGUGGGGCA
Molecule: messenger RNA, 6449 nt
Organism: Podospora bellae-mahoneyi
Lineage: Eukaryota; Fungi; Ascomycota; Sordariomycetes; Sordariales; Podosporaceae
Gene: CDC15
Product: Protein kinase of the Mitotic Exit Network
Exons: 9
Coding region: 775-5646 (1623 amino acids)
Biological process (GO): protein phosphorylation
Molecular function (GO): ATP binding; protein kinase activity
Source: RefSeq, a predicted model, not a curated record